GAACCGCGAGCUCAAUAGGAGCGCGUGUUCGUCUGUACUUGUGAAAUAUGUAUCAGAUGCUUCACGUGCCCCUUUGGAAAGUGCUCACUGUAGUAAACCGGUGAAUUGACGCUGCGUCGCGCGCUCACGUGUAAACGUCCGGGGAAAAAAAGGAAAAAAGGACGACGCGCGAGGCGGUGACGGGCGCGUGCCUGCAGCUCGGAGCGCGCAGUUGUGCUUUGUGGUCACUUAGACAAGCAGGCGGACAUUCAUCCAGUCUGAGCUUCUGACCUGAAAGAAACCGGCAAAAUAACCGAUCCAGGAUUUUAGCAUUAACUCCCCAAGAGAGUAGAGAACAAGAGAUCAGCAAGCCGCUGGAAGGAUGGGCGAGACGGAGGAGGAGAAGAACCAGGCAGGGAAGAUGUUUGAGGACUUCAUUCAGGCAUCCACCUGUAAGUCCACCCUUCAGGCCUUUAACAUCAUGUGUGCUUACCUGGAUCUGGAUCCUCUGGAGCAUGAGUCAUUCUACAGCAGCCUGAAGAGCAGACUGACCUGCUGGAAGGCCAAAGCGCUGUGGACCAAACUGGACAAGAGAGCCAGUCACAAGGAGUACAAGAAAGGCAAUGCCUGCAUAGGCACGAAGUGCUUGAUAAUUGGAGGAGGACCCUGUGGCCUGCGCACUGCUAUAGAGCUGGCAUUCCUUGGUGCCAAAGUAGUGGUGAUUGAGAAGAGAGACACAUUUUCCAGGAACAAUGUUCUGCACCUGUGGCCCUUUACCAUCCAUGACCUCAGAGGCCUGGGGGCUAAAAAGUUUUAUGGCAAGUUCUGUGCAGGCGCCAUAGACCACAUAAGUAUACAGCAGCUGCAGCUCAUGCUCCUGAAGAUUGCGCUUCUUGUGGGGGUUGAGUUCCACAUCAACGUGGAGUUUAUAAAGCUUCUGGAGCCUCCCGAAGACCAGGAAAAUGAGGGUCCUGGAUGGAAGGCGGAGAUCCGGCCGUCGGAUCACCCCGUAGCUGACUUUGAUUUCGAUGUUGUGAUUGGGGCUGACGGGAGGCGAAACACACUCGAAGGUUUCAGACGAAAAGAGUUCAGAGGAAAACUGGCCAUCGCCAUUACAGCCAACUUUAUCAACAGGAACACGACAGCAGAGGCCAAAGUGGAAGAAAUCAGUGGCGUGGCCUUCAUCUUCAACCAGAAGUUCUUUCAGGACCUCAAACAGGAAACAGGCAUUGACUUGGAGAACAUUGUAUACUACAAAGACAACACACACUACUUCGUCAUGACGGCUAAAAAGCAGAGUCUUCUGGAUAAAGGAGUCAUCAUUCAUGAUUAUAUCGACACAGAGGCACUGCUCAGCAGCGACAACGUGAACCAGGAGGCUCUGUUAUGCUACGCACGUGAGGCCGCCGAUUACGCCACGCAUUACCAGCUACCCACACUGGAGUACGCUAUGAUCCACCUCAACCAGCCGGAUGUAGCCAUGUUCGACUUUACCUGUAUGUAUGCCUCAGAAAACGCUGCACUGGUUAGAGAGCGCUUUGGGCAUCAGCUGCUGGUGGCGCUGGUGGGAGAUAGUCUGCUGGAGCCUUUUUGGCCAAUGGGUACAGGGUGUGCUCGUGGCUUUUUGGCAGCCUUUGAUACAGCGUGGAUGAUCAAGAGUUGGGCACAAGGCAGAGGUCCACUGGAAGUGCUAGCAGAGAGGGAAAGUCUUUACCGACUGCUACCUCAAACAACACCUGAAAAUAUCGCCAAGAACUUUGAUCAGUACACCAUAGAUCCUGGAACACGUUAUCCCAACCUCAACUCCAACUGUGUCAGACCACACCAGGUCCGUAGCUACUACAUGUGCGGUGAACUGAAGUCCUGCUCCUUGGAACGAGCUGCUACCAUCCGGCGGCCAGUUAAUCUGUCAAGACGAGAAUCUGACAUCAGGCCCAGCAGGUUGCUGUCAUGGUGUCAGAAGCAGACAGAGGGUUAUCGAGGGGUCAGCGUGACUGACCUGAACUCAUCAUGGACCAGCGGUCUGGCCUUCUGCGCUCUUAUCCACCGCUUUAGAGCACACCUUAUUGAUUAUGAUUCCCUGAACGAAGAGGACUCUGCUAAAAACGCCCAGCUGGCAUUUGACGCAGCGGAAAAGGAGUUUGGCAUCAAGCCGUUCACCACGGGCAAAGAGCUUGAAUCCGGCCAAGAGCCAGACAAGAACAGCAUGGUGACCUACCUGUCCAAAUUCUAUGAGCUCUUCAGGGGAACACCUCUGCCAUCCACAGAUUCAAAGCGAGAAACAGUGGGAAAUAAUGAGGAAUGUAGUGAAAGAGCAUCUCAAACUGUUCAUAGAUCAAUGAGCUUCACAAUGUCUCGGAAACGAAUCCCAAAGGAUGACAAAAAGGUAGAAGAUAAUGAUUCUUUUAAUAAAAGAAGACGGAGGACUGUCUGCAGUUUUUCGGAACAGACAAACAACCUCCCCAGUCAGAACACAGCAUCUGAGAAACAGGAGCUGAAAGAGAAUAAAGUCAAAUUCAUGGCUUCUCAGCUACUGGCAAAGUUUGAGGACAGCACUCCAAGCUGCACUCUGCGUAGACAGAUUUCCACAAAUUUUCGGAGUCCUCCGAAACCUCCAUCACUCGAUCUGACAGAACAUCCACUCUUCAUAAAACCCAAGAAGAAAACCCCACCACCUCCACCUCCCAAAAAACAGAUCGUACCUUUAGCCUCUUCAGCUCCUCUUCUCCCUUUUCCCUUUAACAUCCCUUGGCAAGACUGCCAAAAUCUCACCCACCGUCCUCAUGCUCCACGCUCACUCUCUAAGCCUUCUGACACACCCAUUCAACCCACACCCCAGUCAGAGAAACCAGAAGUAGACCAUGCUGCGUCCUGUCAAUCUGCCAUUCUAAAUAUGAAAGCAAUGCUGCAGCGUCUGCAGAGAGUGGACGAAAAGAUCAGCCAGAGGAAAGCCGAGACAGAAAACGCUAGAGAGUUCCGUAGAAAAAGCAUAAAGGAGAAAGCCAUCCACUUGAGCUCUUUGUUUUCUGGUAACAGCAUCAUACUGCCUCAGACUGCAAUCAACCAUUCUCAUUCGAGCUCACCUUCAACUUCAUCACAAUGUUUUUCUACUUCCUCCUGUUCAUUUCCAUCCAGCAAACAUCAGCAUUCAGGGAUGCUGCUUUCUAAAAGAGAUGCUAAAGGAGAAACACAGAAUAACUCACACGUGCGCACUGUUGGGAAAGUGUCUCUGGUGGUUGAAGCUCGAGCUGAGACUCUGAUUAAUCUCUAUGAGAACGAUCACAGGCCCAAGGGUACCUGUUUAACCUCACCGAGUUCCGCAAGGAGGGAAUUCCCCCAAAGUUCGGGUGAUGUGUGUUAUGCGUGCAAGAAGCGAGUGUAUGUGGUGGAGCGCUUGAGUGCCGAAGGUCUGUUCUUCCACAGAGAAUGUUUCCGCUGCGAUACCUGUAGCUCUCCUUUAUGUCAAGGCGGACAGGCUUUCGACUCUGAACAGGGAAAGCUGUAUUGCAAGCUCCAUUUCUCUCAGCGUAAAUGUGCUGUAAAGCACGGCAGGAUAUUGGAGCCACAGAUGCCACCUGAAAGCACCACCCAGAUAAGUGCAAGUCCAAAUCCAGCCACGAGUGACAGCAGCUCCACGCAGUCUCCAGGUACUCUAUCCUCUGUGCUGAAGAGAAGCCUGCUCUGGCCCCUGCACGUGAGCCGGGCUGUGUGUGCAACGCCCCGGCGCGUUUGUAACUGGCUGGGUGGGAAAGUUCAGGCUGUGGGUCUGCACCUCAGGGAAAAUGCAGAUGACUACACCGUCUUGUACGAGCUGCUGAGCGUGGGGUUGCCCCUGCUCGUGGCACUCUAUGAAAUCCUGCUGCAGAUGCAUGCCGAGACCGGACCUCUCGACCUGCAGCUCCUGCAGCAAUGGAUCGAGCAGCACCUGGGCUGUGGCUUCCUCACUUAGACCAAUAAGUUAAAGCAUUUAUGAUUUCUUCCUCCAUUUUUGAGCUAAAACGUUCCAGCCCUCUGAAAACUGAUGGCUAGCUGAAAAUACUCAACAAUAUUUUUGAAUUAAACAUUUUGUUCACUCGACAUGCUGUAUGAACCUCGAGAUGACUACUGCUCGUAAAUUUCCUCUGCCUGAAAGCUGGGAAUUGAACAGUUGGUCUUGGAACAAUGUCUUUGCCGUUCUCAUGUUACAAAAGUUCUCAGAACGUUCGAAAAAAGGAAGGGCAAAAGGGAAACAUUUGAAAACUGAACUUUAAGCACUUUAAUGAAUGAGCUGCCUGGGAUUGUACCCAUGCAGGAUUGGGAGUAAUGAUUUCUGCAUGGUGUGUACAAUAAUCUAAAAUAAUUGUGUGUGUGUGUGUGUGUGUGUGUGCUGCAAGUUUACUGACACAAACCUGAAUUGAAUCUGCUUUCGGUCUCGUGCAAUGAACCUGCCAAACCAAACAGGGUGUUAUCAUCUACCCCAUCCCCACAUUCCACUUACUGAUACCGAAUGUUUACUGUACACAGUUAAUCAUGAAAUUCAGACUUAUGGUUGAUAUGCUUUACUCUGGUAUGGCCUCUUCUUAGAAUUCAUAGUUUGUGAAUUUCACAAAUUUUUCCACUUUCCAAUGCUGAAUCUGAUGAAAAAACUAAACAGAGCAUGGCUGCACAUUUUUUUUUUUGUUUAUCACAGAUAGCAACCUGUUAUGGGCUUAUAUACUGGUGUCAUCUUUUAUUAGCUUUUUAUGAGUUUUCCGUUUUAAUCUAGGGGAUAGUAAGAGAGUGUUGUAUACGCACAAAAUUAUAAGUGGUCAAAAUCACACAAAGCUAAACAGUCACACACAAGUUUUUAGACAUAAUUUUUAUCAUUACAUUGUGCCAGGGGUGUCAGACUUGCUCAUUUGGGGAACAGGCUACGUUACUAAGUCUGAUGUCAAGUGAGGUCUAGCUCUCUAGGUCUGGUGGGGCCUGAAGUGUAGCCUCAGGAUCUUUGUCUUUAACUAGCUAAAGUGGAACCCAGUGUAAGCUGUUGCAGCACAUCUGUCCUAAAGAUUCCUGAGAUGUUCGGACAUGUUUUUCUGCUCAUCAUGUUUGUAAAGUUAUUUGACUCUCUGUUGACUUUCUGUCAGUUCAAACUGGUCCUGGCUAUCCUCUGAUUACAAGUCUCUCAUGCACACGCCAUUUCCAUCCAAAGAAUUGCCACGUACAGGAUGUUUUUUUGUUUUGUUUCUUGCACCAUUCUGUGCACCAUACACUGUUUUGUGUGGGAAAAACCCAGGAGAGCAUCAGUUUCUUAAAUAGUCAAACCAGACCAUCAUACCACAAAAUUACUGAGAUCAUUAACUGGGUUUACAUGUUUUGAACAUUGAAAUGUUUCCCCGAAAGUAGAAACCAGAUCCAAGCUCCUUUAAUGUUCAAUCUUCCAUUAUAAUCAGGGUUCACGUUUUUAUUUACAUUUAAAACAUGGCUCUAGAACUGACUUGAGUCACAUGUUUAACAUCCCUGAAUUAUAUAAUAGUGUUCCUGGGCUGUUUUGUGAGCAGUCUGAAUGCACUGAACAUUUUGCAAUCUGUUUUCUAUGGAGAUCUGUAUUUUUAUACACUGGAAGGUAUGUUUUGUACUGUUCCGUUAUGUGCCUUUCUUUUGUUUGCUUUAUGUUCCAUUGCUCCUAAGCUGUACAUUGACACGAAAUGCACAAAAACUGCAUGCUGUUAUUCUCUCAGUGUGUAGCUUCAGUAGCGUAAUGUUACCUGCUUCAUAUUUCAUGUUUCUUCUCUUUCCUUUAUUCACUUGUAGUCUUUCUCGACCCUUCUGCUGUGUCCACACCUGACAUGCUCUGAGUCACUGACAGACUCAAGGUGAUCACCUACAUGCUCCCAUGACGCACUGUUCAUUUGAUUGCAUUACAUAACAGAAAUGACGUGCAUGGCGAACAAGCUACAUCAGCUUUUAACAGCUAAUUUCCUGUCUGCAGGGGUAGUUUAUUUUCAGUAUCAGUGUUUGCACAGCAGAGUUAUGCUGUUUGAAUCCGCAUCUGAUGUGUCAUUGCUGGGAACGUCACGGCCGUAAGACAAGGCACUCCCUUUCAGCUUUUCGUCUUUACUAGAAGUCAUGACUAACAGGAAUGUUGUUCCUGUGCUUUCCUACGCAGCACCUACACUACACGUUUUAUUCAUUUUUCUCUUCUUCUCUUUCUGCUGCGGUUAACGAAACCCAUCAAUGGAUAUUUUGAUUUUUAGAAACCUGAAAGAUGUUAGAAUAGCACCUUUUACCUGACAUGUUGCAAAACUGUAUUAAGGAAACCACUUUUUGCUUUAUUUAUGCCAAGUCCCAUGCAUUUAAUAAAUGAAAUGAGCAUCCUGAA
Molecule: messenger RNA, 6319 nt
Organism: Silurus meridionalis
Lineage: Eukaryota; Metazoa; Chordata; Actinopteri; Siluriformes; Siluridae
Gene: mical2a
Product: microtubule associated monooxygenase, calponin and LIM domain containing 2a
Exons: 25
Coding region: 362-3928 (1188 amino acids)
Molecular function (GO): FAD binding; protein binding
Source: RefSeq, a predicted model, not a curated record